AUGCGGGCCCUCGUCGUCGCGCUGCUCGCCGUGCCCGCCGCGCGCGCCGUCGUCUGCUCGAGCUACGACGGCGACCGCGUCGCCUGCUCGGGCUGCGUCUCCAGCGGCGAGUGCGUCUACGACGAGUCGAGCCAGCGCUGCGACACCGACGCCGACUCGAAGAACUGCGACGCGUCCAUGCCCGGCAUCACGAGCGUCGGCGACGAUUACGGCGGGAGCGUGACCCUCGCCCCGAGCGCGUCGUGCCCCGAGGGCUGGACGGCCUACGGCGCGAAGUGCUUCUACGUGCCGGACGCGCCGAAUUCCUGGCCAGAGUGCGUCGCGAACGAGUGCGCGCCGGGCUGGCUCGCCUGCGUCGACGACGAGGACAUGAAUGCCUUCAUCUACGAGACCUUCAUCAAGAACCGGGACCGGCGCCUCUGGAUCGGGCUCAACGACGUCGACGUCGAAGGCGAGUUCGCCUUCUCCGCGGGCAUGUGCGAGGGCACGUACUACCGGAACUGGGACGCGGGCGAGCCCAACGGCUGGGGGUCCACGGGCGAGGACUGCGUCAUGAUGACCCAGUACAACGCCGUCUGGAACGACGGCGACUGCCUCGCGACGACGAACUCGAAUACGGACGUGCACUGCCUCUGCGAGAAGUGGGGCCACACGCCCGUGCCGACGGCGGCCUGCGGCAUCUCGAGCAUCGCCGUGACGUCCCCCGGCGCCGGCGCGGAGAUCCGGGUCGGCGAGGACGUCGUCGUGACCUGGACGAGCGAGGACUGCGUCUCGGGCUUCGUGCACGUCGAGCUCUGCGCGCGGAUAAUGUCCCAAACUAUGACCACAUACAUCGAAAAAACCAAGACCCUAAAGACGAGCCUCAGCACCGUGAGCCUCGAGGGCGAGGCGAAGGUCGUCGUCGCGCGCGUGGAACAGUCGAAAACGUUCCUGGCCAAGUACCAGGCCUGCGGCGUCGCCGUCGCCCUCGCGCUGGCCGUCGCCGCGGCGUCGCACGCGAGAUUCGACCUCCCCGGCGGCGCGCCCGGCCCGGCGCCGGCGCCGGCGACGACCGGCGCCGGCGAGUCGCCCGAGGCGCUGCUCCGCGCGGGCUUCUCGGAGACCGCGGGCUUCUUCGCGCAGUCCUGGUGGCUGCCCGGCGCCGCCGUCGUCAUGCCGACGCCCCAAAAGGCGACGCCGCCGCCGCCCGCGCCGAAGCGCCGCCUCUGGCGCCGCCGCGGCGCCGCGGACUCCGUCGCGAUCGCCGCGUUGAAGCAGUCGGACGCGCUCCUCCGCAAGGCCCGGGGCCGCGGCGCGAAGAUGCCCGUGCACGGGGCCCAGUUCAUGGACGCGAUCGCGGCGCUCAUGCCGGCCUUCCAGGUCUUCGGCUCCGCGAUCCACGCGGCCGCGGCGAAGGACGUCCUAGGGAACGUCGAGAAGCUCCGCGCGAACGGCGCGCCCGGCAUCCCCGUCCACCGGGGCGUCCUCGACGACGUCGCGCGGCGGAACGAGGGCCACCCGGACAGCACGACCCAGGCCUUUGUGUGGCUCAAGCGCAUCCUCCGCUUCACGGCCGCGUUCUUCGACAAUCUCGUGAAACGGCCGGACCUCGAGCUCAACGCGUGCCUCGUCAAGGCCUACGAGGUCCACCUCGGCCCGCACCACAACGUCAUCAUGCGCCAGAUCGCCGUCGUCCUCAUGCAGAUCAUCCCGGACCGCGCGUCCAUGCUCGCGUGCUUCGACGUCGACGACAUGGCCGCGCUCGAGCCCGUCCUCAACCGGUGGAUCGACGGCGCGCUGCCGCUCAUCGCCAAGAUCGACCAAUUUUACGAGAUGAACGGGCUGAAGCGCUAAACUUUGGAGGU
Molecule: messenger RNA, 1844 nt
Organism: Aureococcus anophagefferens
Lineage: Eukaryota; Pelagophyceae; Pelagomonadales; Pelagomonadaceae
Exons: 2
Source: RefSeq, a predicted model, not a curated record